Molecule: messenger RNA, 2765 nt
Organism: Diatraea saccharalis (sugarcane borer)
Lineage: Eukaryota; Metazoa; Arthropoda; Insecta; Lepidoptera; Crambidae
Source: the annotation of a GenBank genome assembly
UUAAAAAAUAUAAGCAUACAGACAGUGAGAAGCGACUUUAUUUUAUACUAUAUACUCGUUAAAAGAUUGGUGUAUUUUAUUAGAGAUCAAAGUUAUAAUUAACUAAGCAUACGUAAGAUUAUCAAAAUUAGAACGCUGUGAUCUAGUUUCUAUCUUUAACUAUAUAUGUCUGAUCUAUUAAUGACAUUGUAUAGAUAUGUUUUAUCAACUUCUACAAUCGUGAUAAGAUAUUCAAAGAAGUUAUAUGUAGUAAACCAAUCAAUACCUAAAAUAUUUCUAUAAAAAUGCUUCUAAUAUCAAUCUGCUUUGGCAUAUAAGGAUUAUUAAUUGAUUCACAUAAUUUUUAAAUAUUCAGCUACGUGAUUCUUUAUUUUAACACAAGAAAAAGUUAUUGACCAUUUUAUGUAUGUAUAAAUUUUUAGAUAUGUAGAGAUUUCAUUGCUAAAUGAAGUAAUGUUUUCGACUAUUGACAUUGUAUUAAUAUAACACACUAUAAUUAACCGUAUGUGCAAAGUUCAUUCUCGUUCAAACAUAAUAAAGACUUCAGACACGAAUUGUUAUCGAAGUGUGUAAUAAAAUAAGUGUAUUCAAGAAAUAAAUUUUAUUGUUCUGAAAUAAAUUGAUAAACCUGUUUCUUCUCGAAUAUGUUAUUGGCAGAGUCGAUAUUUAUUUAGACACACAUUAUCAACAGAUGCAAUAAAACAUCAGAUAAGCUGUCGUCUAAACACUACUUGUGUUAAAUAGUUGAUUUGUUCUAGCGACUAUGACAUUGUGUUUAGGUGAUAUUUAAAGAAAGUAUACGCUGACUAAAUUACCUAGUCUUUAAAGUGAAAGUGUAAAAUAACAAAAUGGAGUUCGAAAGUGUUUUAUAUGGUGAAAUGGGUGCCUUUGGGAAAUACCAAAUUAUCAAUAUUUUACUAUUGGCCGUUCCAACGGCUGUGUCUGGCUUUAUGGCUGGGGAGUACAUAUUUUCUGCAUCGCGACUUCCACAUCGAUGUUUUAUAACUGAAUGCGAAGGAGACUCGAUUACAUUUUCGCCGUCUUGGUUAAACAAUGCCAUACCGAUAACGUCCUCAGGUUUCGACGAAUGUCACCGUUAUGCCUACAAUUCGUCAUUUUUAGGAAUGCACCUUACAGAGGGGUUGUGCCCCAGUGAUAUAUUCGACCAAGAUGUGAUAAUACCGUGUGAAAAAUACGUUUAUCUCAGGACCAAUUCCAUUGUAUACGAUUUUAAUCUAGAAUGUGAAGAAUGGCUCAGGGCUCUAGCAGGUACGCUCAACAGCAUGGGUGCUAUGAUUGCUCUACCCCUUGCAGGAUUUAUAUCAGAUCAUUUUGGAAGACGAGCAUCUUUAAUAUUUUUCUCAUUUAAUUUGGCACUAGCAGGAUUUAUACGGUCCUUUUCUAUCAACUACGCAAUGUAUGCAGCUCUACAAUUUAUACAAACGGCUUUAGGUGGAGGUACUUUUAGUGCUGCUUACAUAUUAGCAACAGAAAUAGUUGGCCCUAAAUUCCGUGUAAUAACGAGUGCAACAAUGUCUUCAAUGUUCGCUAUAGGUCAGGUUUUACUGGGUAUCAUCGCAUCGCAAAUAUACGAAUGGCGACACCUGAGUUUAGUUUUAUUCACACCUGUUUUUCUUCUGGUUAUAUAUAAAUGGCUCAUUACCGAAAGUCCACGAUGGUUACUAAGCAGAAAUAAACAAGAAGAAGCAAGGUCCACCAUUGAUAAGGCAGCUAAAUUUAACGGUAGAAUUGUUUCUGAUAAAACUAUGAAUUAUUUAAUACAAGCUAUACCAGAACAAAUUGUGUCAAAUAGGACAGAAAAUCAUGGAGAAAAUCUUUUCAUCAAAGUAUUAAAAUCACCAACAAUGUUACGUAGAUGUUGCACGACGCCAUUCUUGUGGAUAACUACCACGUUUAUUUAUUAUGGCUUAUCAAUUAACUCCGUCAGUUUGUCGGGCGACAUGUAUUUGAACUACAUAGCUACUGCUGCAAUUGAAAUUCCGGGAUUUUGGACUGCAGUGUUGAUAUUGGAUAGAAUCGGUCGCAAAACAACCUUGUUUACGGGAUACACAGCGUGUGGACUCUGUUGUCUGGGAUUCGCUUUCACUCCAAAGAAUAUGUACGCGUUAUCGUUAAUUUUAUUUUUAGCCGGAAAAUACUUUAUUGGGCUGGUAAUGACAUCGGUUUAUUUGUAUACUGCUGAAUUGUAUCCAACGAGACAUCGGCACUCAUUUUUGGGUUUCUCUUCUAUGUUAGGACGUAUUGGAUCUGUGAUUUCACCCUUGACACCACCAUUAAUGGUUUAUUGGAGCGGGAUACCGUCAAUAAUGUUUGGAGGAAUGGCUGUAAUGUCUGCACUACUCGUCCUCACGCAGCCAGAAACAUUGAACCUGAAAGUUCCUGACACAUUUGAAGAUGCGGAAAGCCUAGGAAAAAAGUGAAUGUGUAACUGUACAAAUACCUACAUGAAUGAUAGAAUAAUUUGCAUCUAUAAUUACAAUGUAUUUAAAUCAGAUUAAUGUUUUCACAGUAGGUAUUAUUGUGUAUCUAUGACAGUACCUAGUUUUGUUUAAAUAAUGUGGAACUAAAAUAAUCAUAUAGUACAAUAAAAAUAAUAAUAAAUAAUAAGCCUAAAAGCGCAAACAUAAAAGAAUUUUCAUUGGAAAAAUCUUAUAUAUUUUUUAUAUUACCUGAGUACUUAAUAUUGUUCAAACAUUUAUUACUUCAUGUGAACGCCACCUAGCGUAUGUUAUACAAAUUACGUU